AUGACAAUACAAACCUAUUUUACAGGUGUCCUUAUAUUCGGAGCUGCUUUUGCGACUCGGCUUAUUCUUUUUCAAUUUUCAAAUAUCACAGAAACUUUAGGAAGUCGUGUGGAAAUCAUAACUCCAGUAACGAGUUUCAUUCGACUAACUGAAGGACUUUAUUUAUUUGAAAAUGGUGUUCCGCCAUAUGAUGGGGGAGCUUUUCAUCAAGCACCAUUAUUACUUGUGUGUUUUCAAAUGCUUGGUUAUUUACCAAGUAUUUUUACAAAAUUAACAUUUAUAUUGACAGAUCUUAUUUUAGCUUAUUUUUUAACAGAUAUAGCUAGAAUAAAGCAGCAACUUUACAAUAAUUUUCCUAGAAUCGAAAUUGAAUUGAAAGAAAAUGUAUCGAAAGAAAUUGAUCCAUGGAUUAUUGCUGGAUUAUAUUUAUUUAAUCCGCUAACAAUUGCAUCAUGUCUUUCACAAUCUACAAUUAUAUUUACAAAUCUAUCAAUAGUUUUUGGAACUUAUUAUUCACUUAAAGAUAAUAAAAGUUAUGGAAUGUUUUGGAUUGCAAUGGCAACUUAUUUAAGUUUUUAUCCAUUUAUGUUGAUUUCGCCAUUAAUUUUAAUAUUAAUAAAUCAUGCUAAAUUAAGAGAAAAAAAUAUUAAAAUUGAGAUUUUUGGAUGUAUUGUAUUUUACAUUGGAUGUUUAAGUGGAUUAUUAAUUUUAUCAUAUCUGUUAAUUGGUUCUUGGGAUUUUUUAAAAGCUUCUUAUGGUGUUAUAUUUUUAUUAUCAGAUUUAACACCAAAUAUAGGAUUAUUUUGGUAUUUCUUUAUUGAAAUGUUUGAUCAAUUUAGAAGUUUCUUUUUGGUAGUUUUUCAAUUACACGUAUUGAUAUUUAUAAUACCAAUUUCAAUAAAAUUUAG
Funneliformis caledonium is the source of this 908-nucleotide messenger RNA. The record is from the annotation of a GenBank genome assembly. Lineage: Eukaryota; Fungi; Glomeromycota; Glomeromycetes; Glomerales; Glomeraceae.